Saccharomyces mikatae IFO 1815 is the source of this 4257-nucleotide messenger RNA. RefSeq names its product condensin subunit SMC4 (gene SMC4). The transcript has a single exon. Gene Ontology annotation, molecular function: protein binding; ATP binding; ATP hydrolysis activity. Lineage: Eukaryota; Fungi; Ascomycota; Saccharomycetes; Saccharomycetales; Saccharomycetaceae. The coding region runs from base 1 to 4257 and encodes 1418 amino acids. The record is from RefSeq and is a predicted model, not a curated record. Gene Ontology annotation, biological process: mitotic chromosome condensation. Gene Ontology annotation, cellular component: chromosome.
AUGUGUGAUAGCCCAUUGAGCAAAAGACAGAAGCGGAAGGCCGUUGAAGAACCAGAAUUAUCUCUCGAUGAUAGUGACGCCACACAAGAACUGCAGGCAGAGAAGCAAGCUGAUCGUUCUGAAAAGACACCAGAUCCAAAUUCACCUGCGUUAGAAACUUCAUAUGCCAAAUCUCACACGCCCAGAAAGCUUGUUUUAAGCUCCGGCGAGAAUCGAUACGCCUUUUCUCAACCUACAAACUCAGCAACGACGUCACUACAUGUACCGAAUUUGCAGCCACCAGGAACGUCUUCUAGGGGUCGCGACUAUAAGGCAUACUCUCAAUCGCCGCCCAGGUCUCCAGGAAGAUCACCAACUAGGAGAUUGGAACUACUCCAGCUUUCGCCUGUGAAAAAUAGCAGAGUUGAAUUGCAAAAACUAUAUAAUAGCCACCAAUCAUCGACCAAGCAGCAGGGCAGGCUAUUUAUUAAUGAAUUGGUCUUGGAGAAUUUCAAGUCCUAUGCUGGUAGGCAAGUGGUAGGUCCCUUUCAUACUAGCUUUUCGGCAGUAGUAGGUCCCAAUGGUUCAGGUAAAUCGAAUGUCAUCGAUUCCAUGUUAUUUGUGUUUGGUUUUAGGGCGAAUAAGAUGAGGCAGGACAGAUUGUCUGACCUAAUCCAUAAGUCGGAAGCUUUUCCAAAUCUACAAUCAUGUUCUGUAGCAGUGCAUUUUGAGUACGUUAUUGAUGAAUCCUCAGGUACUUCUCGAAUCGAUGAAGAAAAACCUGGAUUAGUUAUCACAAGAAAAGCAUUCAAAAACAAUUCAUCGAAGUACUAUAUAAAUGGAAAGGAAAGCAGCUAUACGGAGGUAACAAAGCUUUUGAAAAACGAAGGUAUUGAUUUAGAUCAUAAAAGAUUUUUAAUUCUGCAAGGUGAAGUGGAAAAUAUUGCUCAAAUGAAGCCCAAAGCUGAGAAGGAGAGUGAUGACGGAUUACUGGAAUAUCUAGAGGACAUAAUUGGAACAGCAAACUAUAAACCGCUGAUCGAGGAGCAAAUGAACCAAAUUGAGGCUUUAAAUGAAGUAUGCCUUGAAAAGGAAAAUAGAUUUGAAAUUGUUGAUAGAGAAAAAAAUUCAUUAGAGUCAGGAAAAGAAACUGCAUUAGAAUUUUUAGCAAAAGAAAAGCAGCUAACGCUUUUGAAAUCAAAAUUAUUUCAAUUUAAGGUGUUGCAAAGUAACUCUAAACUUGCCAGCACCUUAGAGAAGAUUUCUUCCCUAAAUAAAGACUUCGAGACUGAAAAAGUAAAAUUUCAAGAGUCGCUGAAAAAAGUGGAAGAGGUUAAAACUCAACGUAAAGAAAUCAAAGACCGAAUAUCAUCUAAUGAUUCUAGAGAAAAGGAUCUUGUAUUAGAAAGAAGGGAAUUAGAAGGCACCAGAGUUUCUUUGGAAGAGAGAACAAAAAAUCUGGCUAAUAAAAUUGAAAAAUCAGAAAGGACUUCAAAGUGCACCAAACGUUCAAUAUCUGAAGCCGAACAUACGCUUAAAGAGCUUCAUACACAGCAAACUGAACAUGAGUCAGAGAUAAAAGAUUUGAAUCAAUUGUUGGAGGAGGAACGAAGUGUACUUGAUGAAAUCAAACUAUCUCUAAAGGAUAAAACCAAGGAUAUCUCUACAGAGAUUAUUCAGCAUGAAAAGGAAUUAGAACCUUGGGAUCUUCAACUUCAGGAAAAGGAAUCACAGAUACAAUUAGCUGAGUCUGAGCUCUCUUUACUAGAGGAAACACAAUCCAAACUGAAAAAGAAUGUUGAAACCAUGGAGGAAAAAAUUCUUGCAAGAAAGGCACACAAGCAGGAGCUACAGGAUCUUAUUCUCAAUCUGAAAAAGAAGUUGUCAUCACUCAGAGAUGAAAGAUCGCAAGGUGAAGAGAAUUUUAGUUCUGCUCAUCUCAAGUUGGAAGAAAUGCAAAAGGUUCUGAACACCCACCGCCAACGUGCAAUGGAGGCUCGAUCCUCUUUAUCAGAAGCUCAAAAUAAAAGCAAAGUUUUAACGGCCCUAUCGAAAUUACAGAAGUCAGGACGUAUAAAUGGAUUCCACGGACGUCUAGGGGAUCUAGGUAUCAUUGACAAUAGUUUUGAUGUGGCUAUUUCUACAGCGUGUCCAAGAUUGGAUGAUGUUGUUGUCGAUACUGUAGAAUGUGCGCAGCAAUGCAUUGAUUACUUAAGAAAAAACAAACUUGGUUACGCAAGAUUUAUCCUCUUGGAUAGAUUACGUCAAUUCAAUUUACAACCUAUCAGUACACCAGAGAAUGUACCAAGGCUAUUCGAUUUAGUUAAGCCCAAGGACCCAAAGUUCUCGAAUGCGUUCUACAGUGUUCUUAGAGACACUUUAGUUGCUCGGAGUUUAAAGCAGGCCAAUAAUGUUGCCUAUGGAAGGAAACGAUUUAGAGUAGUCACUAUAGAUGGUAAACUAAUUGAUAUCUCAGGUACAAUAAGUGGUGGUGGUAACCAUGUAUCAAAAGGUCUCAUGAGAUUAGGCACGAAUCAGUCAAACAAGAUAGAUGAUUAUACACCCGAAGAAGUAAAUAAAAUUGAGCAUGAACUAUCCGAAAGAGAAAAUAACUUCCGUGUGGCGAACGAUACGGUCCACGAAAUGGAGGCUGAACUGAAAAAUUUAAGAGAUCAAGAACCAGCGAUUGAAUCUAAAAUAUCAAAGACCGAAAUGGAAGCUGAUUCCAUAACGAGUGAAUUGACACUAGCAGAACAACAAGUGAAGGAAGCGAGAAUAGCAUACCAUAACGCACUAAGUGAUAAAGCGCAAGUGAACAUGAUAAUGAAGAAUUUAGAACGUUUAAAAGGUGAACAUGAUGACUUGCAAUCAGAAACAAAAACUAAAAAAGAAAAGAUCAAGGUCUUGCAAGGAGAAAUUAUGAAAAUCGGUGGUACCAAACUGCAGAUGCAAAAUUCAAAAGUUGGAUCGCUUUGUCAAAGGUUAGAUAUUCUAGUCGCCAAACUUAAGAAAGUUAAGUCCGGCAUAAAGAAGUCGGAAGGAGAUGUCCUAAAAUUCCAGAAACAGCUCAAAAACUCCGAAAGAGAUGUUGAAUUAUCAUCAAAUGAAUUAAAAGCGAUUGAAGAAAAACUGAAGCAUACAAAACUGGAUUUGUCAGAAAAUGACAUCAAAAUGACUGAAACGUUCAACUUAAGAAGCGAAUUAAAAGAGGAAAGCGAACAACUGAAGGAAAUGGUAGCCGAAACGGAAGAAAAUAUUGAUGAAUUCAAAUCCUUAGAGAUUGAAAUGAAGAACAAGUUGGAAAAAUUGAAUUCUUUAUUGAUGCACAUCAAAAAAGAAAUAAACCAACAGGAGAAAGGAUUGAGCGAACUCUCCAUUAGAGAUGUGACACAUACACUAGAAAUUCUCGACAAUAAUACUAUGGACAUCGUCAAGACAGAUAACAAAAUAGAGCAGGCAGUAGUCAAGGAAAAAAGGUCUAGCGAAACUCAAGAUGAAAAAAACAUACAGGAAGAAGAGAGGACUUGUGAUGAUCACCAUUCUAUGGACAUUGAUGAAACUUCGAAUGAGGUGAUUAGAGGAAUACCAAGGUUUUCUGAAGAGGAGCUAAAGGAGUUGGAUAUAGAACUACUUGAAAAGGAAAUUAGCGAACUGUCUUACUAUAUUGAUGAGACAAAUGUCGAUAUUGGAGUUUUGGAAGAGUAUGCUAGACGUUUAGCCGAAUUUAAAAGAAGGAAGCUCGAUCUAAAUCAAGCUGUUCAAAAAAGAGAUGAAGUAAAGGGACAAGUAGAGGUCCUUAAAAAGAAAAGGUUCGAUGAGUUUAUGACUGGCUUCAAUAUCAUAUCAAUGACCUUGAAAGAAAUGUACCAAAUGAUCACUAUGGGGGGAAAUGCUGAAUUAGAACUUGUAGACAGUCUAGAUCCUUUUUCGGAAGGUGUCACAUUUAGUGUUAUGCCUCCUAAAAAGAGCUGGAGAAAUAUUACAAAUCUUUCAGGUGGUGAAAAAACAUUAAGUUCUUUGGCUCUCGUUUUUGCUUUACACAAAUAUAAACCAACCCCCCUUUAUGUCAUGGAUGAAAUAGAUGCCGCCUUGGAUUUCAGAAAUGUCUCAAUCGUAGCUAACUAUAUUAAAGAAAGAACCAAGAAUGCACAAUUCAUUGUUAUAUCGUUGAGGAAUAACAUGUUUGAGUUAGCACAACAAUUAGUUGGUAUUUACAAAAGAGAUAAUAGAACCAGAAGUACCACGGUAAAAAAUAUAGAUAUCUUAAAUAGAACCUAG